This is a messenger RNA of Penicillium digitatum Pd1, 873 nucleotides long. It is a transcript of the gene rrg9, whose product is annotated as mitochondrial ribosome assembly protein RRG9. NCBI's taxonomy places the organism in Eukaryota, Fungi, Ascomycota, Eurotiomycetes, Eurotiales, Aspergillaceae. Gene Ontology annotation, cellular component: nucleus. The record is from RefSeq and is a predicted model, not a curated record.
AUGGCCACCAAAUGUGCUGCCUCGUCGAGGCCGGCUCUGCCUGCUGUUCUGCGCAAUGUUUUCCGCUCUCAGUUCUUCAAUGAUUCGGGCGCUUCUUCAGUAAUCCCACAUCACCGACCUCUUGCCUUUGGUCGUCUUUUCAUUUCGAAUAUCCAGCUCCAACAAUCAUUCAGUUCAAUGGCGCGCUUGUGCGAUCCUUCUAGUGAAUCAGCGCUCGCAGCCCCUGAAACUCCGGCUGUCGCCGAUGACAUCGUGUCUUUACAAGACAAAAUACCGAAAAAGAGAGAUUACGAUUCAGAUGGCAAAAAAGGUGUAUUGAACAAUCAUAAGCGUCACCCCAAGGACCAGCGAAGGGACCCAGAUAACACCGGAAGAACCGACAGAGAGCGCAGAGCUUUCCGCAACGAGACUCGCAGGGAGGCCAAAAAGCACCCUCGCAAGGAUUGGCAAGACAGGGCCGAAAAAGUGAAACAAAUUUCAGAGAACAAGGGGAAAAGAAAACCCGAGACCUGGCAAGUGCAAAAAGCGGCUUUAAAGGAGAAGUUCGCCGGUGGUUGGAACCCACCUAAGAAGCUUUCACCUGAUGCGCUCGAUGGAAUUCGUCAUCUUCAUGCGAAGGCCCCCGAACAAUUCACGACCGCUGUCCUUGCGGAAGAGUUUGAAAUGUCCCCGGAGGCUAUUCGCCGAAUUUUGAAGAGCAAAUGGCGCCCGUCAGAGGAUGAGAUGGAGAGUCGGCGCAAGCGAUGGGAGAACCGGCAUGAUAGAAUCUGGAGUCGUAUGGCUGAGCUUGGUCUUCGCCCUUCGACCAACCGCACGCGAACACUUUCAGACUUCCAUGUCCUGUAUGAUGACAACAAUCGCGAGCGAAGAUAA